AUGAGUCAACAACAACAACUUUUUGAAAAUCAAAUUGUGAUCAUUACGGGAGCAGCAAGAGGAUUGGGACGUUCUCAUGCAUUGGCUUUUGCGGGUUGCGGAGCGUAUGUGGUAGUUCAGGAUAUUGAUGAAAAGGCAUCCCGAGAAACGGUUGAAUAUUUGAACAAACAAUUUCCGAUUAAAACUGGUGUUAGAGCAAUCGCCUCGAAUCAUUCCAUUACCAAUCCUGAAGGUCCAUCCCAAAUUAUUGAACAAGCUUUGAAAUCCUUUCCUCCUCAAGCUAAAAUCACAGUUCUUGUGAAUAAUGCAGGAAUUUUGAGAGAUAAAUCCUUCUCGAACAUGACCGAAGAGCAAUGGUCACAAGUCUAUUCCGUUCACUUGUAUGGAGUUUUCUUAAUGACACGUCAGGUUUGGAACAUUUUCAAGAAACAACAAUAUGGUCGAGUGAUUUUCACAACUUCAGCUGCUGGUUUGUAUGGAAAUUUUGGACAAGCCAAUUACAGUGCCUGUAAAGAAGCUUUGUGUGGAUUGGCAAGAACGUUGGCAUUAGAAAGUGAGAGAAUGGGAAAUGUUUGUGUGAAUUGUGUGAGUCCAUUGGCUGGUACACAAAUUUUGCAACAAUCGAAUAUGGAGAAGGAAAUGUUAGACUCAUUGAAAGUGGAGAUGGUUUCUCCUUUAGUUGUUUUCCUAUCUUCUUCGAAAUGUAAGGAAAAUGGACAAAUCUAUGAAGCAGGAGGAGGAGUCAUUACCAAAGUGAGAUAUGAACGUGGAGUUCCAUUCUAUUGUGACACAAUUCAAAAUGCACUUAGUGUGGAGGUGAUUGAAAAAAAUUGGGAAAAGAUUAAUCAAUUUUUCACCAUCUCUCCUGACGCAAAUGUAGAUCCAGAAAAUAAUGGAUUUGAAAGAAAUCCAAAGAGUGCUGCUGAGAGUUUCCAAAACAUUAUCAAACAUGCAACCAAGUUGCAUCAAAAGAGUGCUACUUCUACCAGCAGCGAUUCUAGAGAGAGUGUUACACGAGAUGUCACUACUACCUCUACUCAACAAUCAUCAUCUACAACAACAGCAGAACCCAAAAUUGUUGCUGGACUUAAACGAGCAGUUUCUCCCAAUGAGGUUCAUGUGGAUGGAUACAAGUGCUCUGAAUUAUUCGGAAGAAUGGUCAUACUUUUCAAGGAACAUACUGACCUAGUUGGAAAAUUCAAAGUAACCUAUGUAUUUGAUUUAAUUAAUGACCAAAACAAGAAUAUUAAGAAACAAUGGACUCUCAAUAUCAAAAAUAAGGACGAUUGUGGAGUUUAUUUGGGAGCUCCAGUCACCACAGAAGGAGACAAAGUUGUCGAUUGUGUCAUGACCAUGACCGAUUCGAAUUGUUACAAGGUCAUGACAGGUCAAAUUUCACCACAAAGUGCGUACAUGAGAGGAAUGGUCAAAGUUAAAGGAAGUAUUGGACUAGCUCUCAAAUUAACAGGAUUGCAAAAAUUAUUGACUCCUCAACCUUCAUUGUAA
Molecule: messenger RNA, 1506 nt
Organism: Naegleria lovaniensis
Lineage: Eukaryota; Heterolobosea; Eutetramitea; Acrasida; Naegleriidae
Exons: 3
Coding region: 1-1506 (501 amino acids)
Molecular function (GO): oxidoreductase activity
Source: RefSeq, a predicted model, not a curated record